Molecule: messenger RNA, 2660 nt
Organism: Larimichthys crocea (large yellow croaker)
Lineage: Eukaryota; Metazoa; Chordata; Actinopteri; Sciaenidae
Gene: lrrc59
Product: leucine rich repeat containing 59
Exons: 8
Coding region: 237-1223 (328 amino acids)
Molecular function (GO): protein binding
Source: RefSeq, a predicted model, not a curated record
CCUCCGGCGCUGCAGGAGACGCUGUCCGCAUCGACGUCACGGCGCUGAGGUUCAAUCAGUGACGUGGAUUUUUUUCAUUGAGGCAGUCAGUGCUGCCAAAAACACAGACUGACCGACGUCUCUCAGCUUUUCCCCACUUCUGUCUGCACGUUCAGAAGUCUGAUAACUUAUUUCCCUCCCUCCAAGCCUGUCGUUUGGCACACAGGUGCGUCACGGCGCUCACACCAGACUCCAGGAUGAGUAAAAACAGCAAAGUGUUGAACCUGAAGGAUAAAAUCAGCGGUAAUGAAGUGGACCUGAGCCUGUGUAACCUCACCGAGGUGCCAGUCAGAGAGCUGGCUCUAUUCACCAAAGCGACCGUUGUGGAUUUGUCCUGCAACAACAUUACCUCCCUUCCUCCAGAGUUCUGCAACCUGACCCACCUGGUGAAGGUGGAUCUGAGUAAAAACCAGCUGACGUGUCUGCCUGAUGACCUGGGGAACCUGACGAGCCUUCAGCAUCUGGACCUGUACAACAACAAGCUGACUUCCUUGCCCGUCAGCUUCUCUCAGCUCAGGAGUCUCAAGUGGUUGGAUUUGAAGGAUAAUCCGCUAGAGCCCGGCCUGGCCAAGGCGGCAGGAGACUGUCUGGAUGAGAAGCAGUGCAAACAGUGUGCCACCAAGGUUCUGCAGCACAUGAGAGCGAUUCAGGACGAUGUCGAUCGAGCACGAGAGAAACGCCUUCUGAAGGAAAAAGAGCAAGAAAAGAAGAAGGAGGCGAAGCAGAGGGAGCGAGAGGCCCGAGAGAAGGAGGCUCGUAAGCGGGAGAAGGCGGAGGAGAAGGAGAAGAGGAGGAAAGAGUACAACGCUCAGGUGGCGGCCGUGGCUGCACGAGAACAGCAGAAGAAGAAGAGCGAGGAGAAGAAGAAGAAGAACGGACAGGCAGCAGGUGAGACUAAAGCAGAUAAAAAGGUCGUUGUGGAAUCGGCGCCCAAACCUCGACAUUCUCUCCUCGGCCUGAUGUUCAAACUCCUCCUGCUGCUGCUACUGGGAUUGGCCGGAGUCGCCGCCGCCUGCAGAUUUACCGACCUGCGUAAGGAAGCCCUGUGCAUGCCGGUCAACGUCGCCGUGGACGACGGCCUAUCCUGGGCCAAAGAGCAGGAGGGCGUGGUCAGACAGCUGGUGCAAAACCUGUCGUCUGCGGCGAAGGAGUUUCUUGAAUCCACACAAGCAUCCAAGAACUAAACUAUCAUCUGCGUCCAUCGGCUUCCAGAGCUGCAGGUUUUCCACUCCUACCUGCAAAUCCUGGGAUUUUUUUUUUUUCUUUUAAUAUGCUGAAAAUCAUGAAUUUCAUUAAGAUGGGCGACCCUGCAUCCCCUCACCCUGUUUGAGGUGCUGGGAGGUGAAGAGUCUGUACAGAUAGACGAAGGGGGGAUGGACAGAUGUGUUAAAAUCAUCUUAAAUUCCUAUGGAAUUGUUGUCACUCUUGUACCCUCUUUGUACUACAGCCUGUUUUUAAAAAAAAAAGAAAAUGCAUCGUCUUAAAUGUCUCCCCCGUCUGCCGCGUCUUGCACCGAGACCAGAACCCGGAGCCCGGUUUGUGCCUCUGCUGCAUCACGCGGACCGUGGGCCGCAUUUGAGUGCGAUGUUCAGUGAAAACAUCAGGUGGCCCUGUCUGUGCUGCGCUGGAGUGUCGACUCACGUGUUAACUGCCAAGUCAGAGUUGUGCAUCAGCCAGUGUUUAGAUGCCACAGUCCGAGCAUGUGCAGUGAAGGCUGUGUGCGAAUGUGAAGCUCGCUCGUUCCGUGGCCUCUUCUGUCUUACCUCAGUCGAACCAGCUAAAUCUCACAGCACGCAAACUAGAGCCCGACUGAUAACGUGAGCGGAUAAACAACGCUUUCAGGCUAAUGACUAACAAGAAGCUGCAGAAAUCAGAGAGCGAAACAGUCUGUGCAUGACUUGCAUAUAUAACUGCUGAGUAAUCUUUAGAUUGACUAAUCGUUUCAGCUCUGAUUUAUAUUAAAAGACUUGCAUUGGCCUGAUUAAUCGUCUUGAAUGCAGAUAUCUGUAUCGGCCUGAACAUCCAGUAUCAGUCUGGCUCUAACACACUCCCAUCCCAGUGCAAAAAAAACUAUUAAAAAGGACCACGCCGAUAAUUUUGUACGUCUCAGCCCUUUUGCUAAAAACUCAGAUGUUGCUGUUUUGACCUUUGGUUAUACUUUACAUACACUGAUUGGUUUCUAUUCAUUUUCAUAGAGUCUAAAUAAGUAAUUUAAACAUGAUAAACUAAAAGUCUGUAAUACACAGACAUCAGAAUAAAUGGCUGCAUGGAAAGGUUUGGGAAAGUAGUCAAGGGGUUAUGAUUUUUCUUAAAGAGUGCUGUCGUUACCGUACUCCUUAAAUCAUCCGGUGAUUAACGACCAAGUGUUGAUCCAGCGAUCCAAAGCAUGAGAUGCCUUUUGUUUUAUUUUUUUUUUACUCUGUCAUCUAUGAUGUGAAGUACAGAAACAAAAGGCACCCUGCAGAUUAUUUUUUCCGUUUAACUGGUGAUUUAUGAAAUGCAACUUUCUUUCAUGCAACAAAAACACAAAAAAACAAAAACUGUCUUUGCUGCUGUGGUUCUUGUACAUCUGUGUCCAUGCUCAAACAUCGUCGGCAUCAAUAAAUGGCUAUGCACUGCAA